AUGGCGACCGUCGCAGAUGUCGUAUACAUGGCUGAACCGCCCAACGGCGAAGCUAGAUUUGCAGCCAGGACAGUCGGUGUCGGUACGACAGCUGCAGGAGUCUCGACGACCGUUGUUUCCUUGUUGGCCGUUUUUCUUCGAAUAUUUACGAGACUACAUGCCGUAAAACGGAGUCUAGGCGUUGAUGAUUAUUUGAUCUUUUCUUCCUGGGUCAUGAGCGUUGCCUUCUUAGUCACAGGAAUCAAAAUGAUCGAUCUCGGCAUUGCAUCAAAUUUCUGGCAGGUGACUUAUGCGGACUAUGAUCCCGGCUGCCUGAUUUGGAAUUUACGGACGCGGUGGUUUGGCAAGCUGAUUAGAUUGUCGCCCUGUCUACGCAUCUUGGGACACAGAGGCACUACAGACUGCUCAAUGUAUCGGACUGCUCAAUGUGUCGAUAAGGAGACUAUUCACAUGAUACUCAGCAUCGCUAACACCAUUAUGGACGUGGCCAUCUUGAUGCUUCCCCUGAAGAUCGUCAUUCCACAUCUGAUGGCUAGGAGGCAAGAGGCUUCUGUCAUCUUGCUGUUUGCCACUGGCACCUUAGAACAACAGGAAAAGACGCAACUUACAAAACUACAAUCACACGACGAUCUUCCAGAAAAGAGUCUAGGUAAGGCGGAAUCUAGCGAUGACGAAAUUAAGCUGUGGUCUGGAAGGAGGUAUCGCAAGGAUCUUGUCAGCGAGCGGGAGACAAUCAUUGAGUCUGAACCGAAACACCACAAACGGAUGUGUAGCGGAAUAAUUCAUGCUGCCAAUGUGAUUGACUCCGAUGAUAUUGAGUCAGCUUCACUUGCGGAAAGAAAUGAUGGUCGAAUUACACCGUCAACGGCCGCACGGAUUCAGGUCACCUACGAGACCAAAGUUUCAUAA
Molecule: messenger RNA, 909 nt
Organism: Colletotrichum godetiae
Lineage: Eukaryota; Fungi; Ascomycota; Sordariomycetes; Glomerellales; Glomerellaceae
Exons: 6
Coding region: 1-909 (302 amino acids)
Source: RefSeq, a predicted model, not a curated record